AUGAAGAGCUUCACCUCUGUCCUCGUCGCCGGCUUCGCUGCCCUGGCCCAGGCUGUCCAGCUUACCAACAGCAACUUCAACAUCCAGGCUGGCCAGCCUUUCGUGAUCACGUGGUCUGAUGCCUCCGGCCCCGUCACUCUUACUCUGAAGAACGGUCCCAGCACCGACCUCAAGACCGUCUCCACUAUCGCCUCUGGCCAGAGUGGUACCUCCUUCACCUGGACUCCUUCCUCCAGCCUCCCCACCGACCAGUACGCCAUCGAGAUUGAGGAUGGCUCCGGCACUCCCAACUACUCUGAGCAGUUCACUCUGACCACCUCCGUCACUGCUUCCGCCUCCGCCUCCGCUUCCGCCACCGCCUCCGCUUCUGCCUCCUCCACCGACACGACCGAGGCUUCCUCCACCAUCACCUCUUCCGCCUCCGCAGAGAGCACCUCGGCCUCUUCUACUGCUAACUCCACUGUGGCCUCCACUGUGUCUACCAGCACCCGCACUAGCACCCACACCAGCGCUACCGGUUCCUCCACCAGCGCUCCCACCACCGUACCCGGCAGUGACGCUGUUCGCAUGGGCUCUCCCAUUGCCCUGAUCGGCCUCACCGUCGCUGCCAUGCUCUACUUCCAGUAA
Molecule: messenger RNA, 627 nt
Organism: Colletotrichum orchidophilum
Lineage: Eukaryota; Fungi; Ascomycota; Sordariomycetes; Glomerellales; Glomerellaceae
Product: extracellular matrix protein
Exons: 3
Coding region: 1-627 (208 amino acids)
Source: RefSeq, a predicted model, not a curated record